GUGAAGAACACAGAGAAAAUAAAAACUAUUUCAGGACAAGGAUGUUACGCUAUUACCAGCCACUCAAGAAGCGCACUGAGGGGAGCGCAAUUCUGUCGCCUGUGAAAUGUUCCUGUACAUUCUUGGACUGGUGGCUUUUUGGUUUGUGUUCCGCUGGUACAGGGAACUCGCAAGAGUACCCAAUAAAGGAGAGAAAUAUGUCUACAUCACUGGCUGUGACUCUGGGUUCGGGAACCUUCUGGCCAGACAUCUGGACAAGCUGGGCUUCUGUGUGAUCGCAGCCUGCUACACUGAGAAGGGGGAGGAUGAGCUGAAGAAGGUCUCUUCUGAACGAUUGAACACAGUCCACCUGGAUGUCAUCAGCACUGACAGUGUCAACAAAGCAACGGCAUUCAUCAAAACCUUGGUUGGGGAGAAGGGUCUGUGGGCUGUGGUGAACAAUGCUGGAGUCUCUGUACCAUCCGGUCCCUGUGACUGGAUGACCGUCGAUGACUACAAGUCCAUGUUGGAUGUUAACCUCAUUGGAGUCAUUGGUGUGACUCUGAGCGUUCUGCCCCUCAUCAAGAAGGCCAGGGGUAGGGUGGUGAAUGUGGCCAGCGUGUUUGGGAGGAUAAGCGCCUUUGGGGGUCCCUACUGUGUGUCAAAAUAUGGAGUGGAGGCUUUCAAUGACAGUCUACGGAUGAACAUGUCAGCGUUUGGAGUUAAAGUCCUGUGUCUUGAACCAGGCUUUUUCAAAACAAGUGUGACUGAUCUACAUCUCCUGAGAAAAAAUGUGAAGACAUUGUGGGACAAUCUGUCUGAAGAAAUCAAAGAUCAAUAUGGACAUGAUUACCCAGAGAGAGCAAAUGUGACAUUGGAGAAGAAUGUUGCAACGUUGCUGGAUGGGGACCUGAUGAAGGUUGUGAGUUGUAUGGAGCACGCCAUCUCUGCUGUCCACCCUCGGACACGCUACUCACCUGGCUGGGAUGCCAAGUUCUUAUGGUUGCCAAUGUCCUACCUCCCAACUUGGAUCGCUGACAAAAUGCUCUUAAAAGAUAUGGCCAAGCCAACAGGCGCUAUUCUUUAAUGUUAAUGGUUGUCUGACCGAAAGUAGGAAGAAGUCUUUAUUAACACCCACUGGAGAGCAAGAAAAAUUGCAUACUUUUUUAUCAUUGGAAAAAAUGUAUAGCAUGUGAAUGAAAAAUAAACAUUAAUUUGUUUUCAAAAUUAAA
This is a messenger RNA of Coregonus clupeaformis (lake whitefish), 1211 nucleotides long. RefSeq names its product retinol dehydrogenase 7-like. The transcript has 5 exons. Gene Ontology annotation, molecular function: oxidoreductase activity. NCBI's taxonomy places the organism in Eukaryota, Metazoa, Chordata, Actinopteri, Salmoniformes, Salmonidae. The record is from RefSeq and is a predicted model, not a curated record. The coding region runs from base 107 to 1066 and encodes 319 amino acids.